Messenger RNA from Sphaerodactylus townsendi, 1668 nucleotides. RefSeq names its product transmembrane protein 35A (gene TMEM35A). Gene Ontology annotation, molecular function: acetylcholine receptor regulator activity. The transcript has 2 exons. Gene Ontology annotation, biological process: positive regulation of protein localization to cell surface; chaperone-mediated protein complex assembly. Lineage: Eukaryota; Metazoa; Chordata; Lepidosauria; Squamata; Sphaerodactylidae. The record is from RefSeq and is a predicted model, not a curated record. Gene Ontology annotation, cellular component: endoplasmic reticulum. The coding region runs from base 183 to 689 and encodes 168 amino acids.
UCAUUGGAAGUGAGAGACAAGGACGUUAGGACCCAGAGGCUGCUGAGCAGGAGAGGCAGGCUUCCGAUCUGACAUCUUCUCUGCUUCUGCAGCCUCCCUCUGCCGAUCUCCUUCCAUGGUGGCUGACCAUCGCCCACCCAGCCCAGGUGCCAGACCUCCAGAGGAGCAGACCCGCCACCCUGAUGGCCUCUCCCAGGACAAUCACCAUUGUGGCCCUCUCGGUAGCCCUGGGGCUCUUCUUUGUCUUCAUGGGGACCAUCAAACUGACCCCCAGGCUCAGCAAAGAUGCUUACAAUGAAAUGAAACGAGCCUACAAGAGCUACGUCCGUGCACUGCCCAUGCUUAAGAAGAUGGGGGUCAGCUCCAUCAUGCUCCGCAAGAGCAUCGGCACCCUGGAGGUGGCCAGUGGCAUCGUCAUGACGCUGGUUCCUGGGCGCCCCAAGGACGUGGCCAACUUUGUGCUGCUGCUGCUUGUCCUCGCUGUGCUCUUCUUCCACCAGCUGGUGGGUGACCCCCUGAAGCGCUACGCCCAUGCCCUGGUCUUUGGGAUCCUGCUGACCUGUCGCCUUCUGAUCGCCCGUCAGCCGGAGGAACCACUGCCAGAGAAGAGGACCCUGUCGGUGAAUGGCGAAGAGCAGCCUCUUCUUGCAGAGGCGGCUCCUGAGAAGGGCAAAAUCAAGGUGUCCUAGUGGGGGGCCUAAGAGGGACAUGGACCCUCCCAGCAGCUGUCUAUCUUUCCCAAACACCUAAAAAAAGAUGGGCUUUUCUUUUCUUUUCUUGGUUUUGUAAAGAGUUGCAAUUUGGAGCAUGAGGGGUACAAUUUAGUUUGCAGGCUAACUGAGAACUUGGGUUCUGCACUGACCCUCUAGAGCUGCUCUCUCCUGUACUCCCUACACAUGUAGACAUGGUUUAAUUUUCGGAAUCCAGAAAAUAAGUGUUUCUUGUGUUGAGUGUGUGUGCGUGUGUGAGUGUGAGACAGAUGGCUGAAUUGCUUAAGCUGUGCUGCCUCUGCAUCAGCUUAUAUUCUUCAGGGGCAACAAGGAGCACCGGAGCCUGAAUCCUGUGGGUUGCUCACUUCUCUGAUCCUCCUCCCUUUUUGCCAAGCAUCUAGUGCUGGAGGGACAAACUUUGCCCCCAGGAAUGAACUUUCUGUCCUGCUUCACAAUGAGCCAAGCAGUGUGUCCCCUCCAACUCUCCCAGCAGAGAUUUUCCCCCCAAAUUGCUGUAUGCCCCACAAUAAACCCUGUUGAUUACCCAAACAUCUGUCUGUGCUGCUGCCAAAAAUAUCAGAGACCGCUCAUUGCCUGCCUACAAAUAAGCGUGUUUUUCCAUCAUGCAGUUGCUCAGACUUGAAAGAGCAACUGGCUACUGUGGCCAGGUGGGUUGAGGGCUUGAAGCAAAGGACAAACCUCCUUUUCCUGCUGCACUUGUCAUUUUGAUGAGCUCAAACAGAAUGAAGUCCAUGUUCAGAAGCAGCUUCAGGUCUGUUAGUGCCGCACUUGGAAGGGGGACAGAAGCAGAGGGGGAAUUGCUCUCUGAGGAGGGGGGGGGAUGUGUUUAUUUUUCUUUCUUUUUCAAUGUGUUGCCUUCCUUGGUAUUGUCUGGUCAACCUCCCUUCCCUCCCUUUUUUAAUUUAUGACAAUAAACUUUUUGAAAUUUGGAGGAAAA